UCUGGGAAGGGAAGUCCGUACGGAACCACCCGGAAGCGGCGGCGGGACCGGGAGAUCGGGACCGGGAUCGGGAGGAUCAGGAUCGGGAUCGGGAUUAAGGGGGGCCCGGACCCCUCCAGGCUCGGCCGGGGAUGUUCCACGGGAUCGCGGGCCCGGCUGGGAUGGGCGCCCCCGGGAACAAACCGGAGCUGUACGAGGAGGUGAAGCUCUACAAGAACGCCCGGGAGAGGGAGAAGUAUGACAACAUGGCCGAGCUGUUUGCGGUGGUGAAGACGCUGCAGGCGCUGGAGAAGGCCUACAUCAAGGACUGCGUGUCCCCCAACGAGUACACGGCCGCCUGCUCCCGCCUGCUGGUGCAGUUCAAGGCGGCGCUGAAGCAGGUCCAGGGCUCCGAGAUCAGCUCCAUCGACGACUUCUGCCGCAAGUUCCGGCUGGACUGCCCCCUGGCCAUGGAGAGGAUCAAGGAGGACAGACCCAUCACCAUCAAGGACGACAAGGGCAACCUCAACCGCUGCAUCGCCGACAUCGUCUCCGUACG
Empidonax traillii (willow flycatcher) is the source of this 538-nucleotide messenger RNA. RefSeq names its product VPS28, ESCRT-I subunit (gene VPS28). The annotation marks the transcript as partial. Gene Ontology annotation, cellular component: ESCRT I complex. Gene Ontology annotation, biological process: protein transport to vacuole involved in ubiquitin-dependent protein catabolic process via the multivesicular body sorting pathway. Lineage: Eukaryota; Metazoa; Chordata; Aves; Passeriformes; Tyrannidae. The transcript is spliced from 6 exons. The record is from RefSeq and is a predicted model, not a curated record. Gene Ontology annotation, molecular function: protein-containing complex binding.